AUGGAAAUUCGCAACCUCUGCUUGGCGGGCGGAUUUCCGUUGAAGAAGUGGGCAGCCAACGACGAGAAGAUCCUGACUGGAGUACCAAGCGAUCAUCGUUUGCAGCAAUUGCCGCCAGCUUGGGAAGGAGAGAGUCACUCCACGCUAGGACUCCGCUGGCACCCGCAACACGACCAGUUCUCUUUCGUGUUUCAUCCGCACGCUGCCAUCAACCACACGAAGAGAACGGUUUUAUCCGAAACCGCACGGCUCUUCGAUCCAAUGGGGUGGCUCGCUCCAGUCGUGAUUCGAGCAAAAAUUUUCAUUCAAUCCACGUGGCUGCAAGGAUUGGACUGGGACACCCCGCUGCCGCCAUCCGACGCUCGAGAGUGGCAACGUCUUCUAGAAGAACUCCAUCUUCUAGAUCAGGUGCGAAUAAAACGCUGGCUCGGGACCGGAGCAGAUAAGGCCUCGCUGCAGCUUCAUGGCUUCGCCGAUGCAUCCGAACGAGGAUAUGCAGCCGCAGUAUACAUCCGCAUCACUGAAAGGAACGAAACGUCAGUAAGGUUAUUGAUGGCCAAAAGCAAGGUAGCACCCGUCAAACAAGUGACCUUGCCGAGGCUGGAGUUGUGCGCCGCCACGCUACUCACCAAUUUGACGCGACAUGUCAAACAAACGCUCGACCUGGCAACAUCAGACACGUACUUAUGGUCAGAUUCAACAGUGACCCUCCAAUGGAUUCGCGGUCACUCCUCACGCUGGAAGACUUUCGUCGCCAAUCGAGUCGCUCACAUCCAGACGCAGCUGCCUAAUGCACAAUGGAGACACGUAGCUGGUCGCGACAACCCUGCGGACUGUGCAUCAAGGGGUAUUAAUCCAAGCGAACUAAUCAAUCACGCUUUAUGGUGGACAGGACCUACCUGGUUGUCACAGCACGAAUCGGCCUGGCCAAAUUCCGUGAUGGAGAUCCGAGGAGACGACGUGCCAGAAAGGAAAGCCACGAGCCUGAUGACUGUCAACCGGGUCAUCGUCGAGCCAGAAAUCCUGCUUCGCUUCUCAUCUCUGCAUCGCCUGCUACGGAUAUCCGCAUGGUGCCGUCGCUGGCUGCGCGCUUCUGAGCCGACUUACACCGCUGGACUAACGUUGAGUCCUGAGGAACUCGACAUGGCACUCUUUCGCUGGCUUCGAGAAGUGCAGACACUGCACUUCACGGACGAGAUCACCGCAGUCGCAGCUGGACGCUCCGUCGCACCACGCAGCCCAUUAGUCAAGCUGACUCCGUUCCUCGACGACCAUGGUGUUCUGAGAGUGGGAGGUCGGCUUAAGCACGCCCUGCUGACACAAGAUGAGAGGCACCCGAUGAUCAUUCCAACCUCGUCGUGGCUGACUCGUCUGCUGGUGGAAUCCUGUCACCGUCGGACGCUGCAUGGCGGAGUGCAACUUACUCUGGGGCUGCUUCGACUGCGCUUCUGGAUUCCACGAGGACGCACAGUUGUGAAACAGCAACUACAUCGCUGCAUCACCUGCACAAGAUAG
Molecule: messenger RNA, 1515 nt
Organism: Nylanderia fulva
Lineage: Eukaryota; Metazoa; Arthropoda; Insecta; Hymenoptera; Formicidae
Source: RefSeq, a predicted model, not a curated record